Xiphophorus couchianus (Monterrey platyfish) is the source of this 2302-nucleotide messenger RNA. RefSeq names its product potassium channel subfamily K member 1-like. Lineage: Eukaryota; Metazoa; Chordata; Actinopteri; Cyprinodontiformes; Poeciliidae. Gene Ontology annotation, molecular function: potassium ion leak channel activity; outward rectifier potassium channel activity. The record is from RefSeq and is a predicted model, not a curated record. The transcript is spliced from 3 exons. Gene Ontology annotation, cellular component: plasma membrane. Gene Ontology annotation, biological process: potassium ion transmembrane transport; stabilization of membrane potential. The coding region runs from base 156 to 1214 and encodes 352 amino acids.
CCAAUAAGAGAUGAAGAAUGAGGAAGAGUCCGGACACUGGGUAGAGAAGAGCAUAAGUUACAGAGAUGGAAUAAAACAACCUCUUCGUUUAGUUAGUUUGAUUAAAUAAGACGGAUUCAGUGUAAGUUGUUGAAGAAUUGGAGCUUUACUGGGUGAUGGUAAUCGGACGCAUUCGAGACUGGUGCGCUCACUUCGCGGAGCGGCACCAGUCUGAGAUCAACUUUGCGCUGCUGAUCGUUUUUUACAUCCUCUACCUCGUCAUCGGUGCCGGGAUCUUCUCCGCCAUCGAGCUGCCCUAUGAACGCGAGCUUCGGCAGGAGCUGAAAGUGGCCAGGCAGGACUUCCUGAGCAACAACACCUGCGUGUCCGACGCGCAACUGGAGGAGCUGCUGGCUCGAGCGCUGGAGGCCAGUAAUUAUGGGGUGUCCGUCCUUGGCAACGACACCAUACGGAACUGGGACUUCGUGUCCGCUCUGUUCUUCACCAGCACCGUGCUGACCACAACAGGUUACGGCCACAGCGUUCCUCUGUCGAAUGUAGGGAAGGCAUUCUGUAUCUUCUACUCCCUCAUCGGCAUCCCCGUUACCCUCUUCUUCCUCUCAGCCAUAGUAGAGAGGCUGGUGGAACUGAUAUCCCGACGCCCAGUGUCCUACUUUCACCGACGGUGGGCCAUGUCAAGACCGAACCUGGCCGUAAUUCACGCUACUUUGCUCAGCAUCGUCAUGGCUCUGUUCUUCAUCUUUAUCCCUGCCUGGAUCUUUCUCUCCUUGGAAAAAGACUGGAACUUUCUGGAGUCUCUGUAUUUCUGCUUCAUCUCACUGACGACCAUAGGCCUUGGGGAUUAUGUCCCGGGAGAAACUCAUAGUAAAGAGGACAACCCACAUCCACACCUGUAUAGGCUGGCUAUAACAGUUUACUUGCUGCUGGGCUUGGUGUGCGUCCUGGUGGUGUUAGAGACCUGCUACGAGCUUCCCCAGCUCAAACUCUUCAGACGAAGGUUUUACAAGGAAAAGGUUCAGGAGUUGGACUCCGAAACCACUAACAUAAUCAGUCACGAUCAACUCAGCGACCAGAAGCCCGACCCUGCAGAUAAAAUGGCCACUCAGUUGCCAGUCAUCUCUUCUGUCUCACAACAGGCCGAUACGCUUCGCCAGAAUGGCACGUCAACGCCGUACACUCCGGCUUCAGGAACCACUGUUAAUGAAAAACUGUGAUAACAGCAAUAUCAGGGUGUGGUGGAAGUAAAUGAACUUGUUUAUGAACUUUUCUUUCGUACUCCUGCUUUGUUAGUGCAGAAGCGUGAUGUAUCUACAGACAGUAGACACUUAGCGGAGUUAAGAUUGUUUAAAAAAACUGAUUGCUCCCUGCCAACACCAACACAGACAUGUUGUGGAAGGAGGAACCACCCACUGACCAUUGGCAUGAUAUUGUUUUCUCCUGUGUUGCUUUUAUUAAACUGCAGAUACAGAUCACAGAGGAAGGACCCGGCUCCAAAACGGAGGGAAACCUCACAAGUUUCCAACUCUAAAGUCUUCAUGCUUUAACUCUAAAGCAGCAAAGGCAGUUCUAGAGGGUUUCAUAUUCAUUCCUGACACAUAUUUGCAUAGGGAAUUUGCCUUCUUGAAAGCAGCAAAGCCAACAGAGUCGGAGGAAUCUGUUACCGUCUGUUAUCUCAUUCAGGUGUUCCAGGAAGGAGAUCAAUUGUUUUCAAUGAAUAAAUAUUUCAGUUCCUGGUUUCUUUUAGAGGAGGAUCAGCCUUUGCAAGUAGAUAAAGCUACACUGCAGUGUACAAGAUAUGCCACUAGAGGGCAGCACUUUCAUAUUGCAGGGAGAAGUCUUUCAAAUGAAGAUAUGGAUGCAGAUGUUUUGCAGCCCGUAAUUUCAUGAAGGAAGUGCUAAAAUGCUGCUGCUUUGAACUGAAUGUCACAGUCAAUGUUUUUGUGUUCUACACUUGUAACCAUUUGUAUUUGAGUAAAGAGAAAGUUUGCCCUGACUUCCAGACAACAAUUAGCUGUUGUCGAUUUUCUGGUUUGAGGGCUUUAAUAAACACACAACUACAAAAUUGUUAUCAUAAAAUCCACCUAAUCUUUUAAGUAUAAAAUAGAUCUUGAAACAUAAACAUAGUACAAAGAUGUUGAGUUUUUAUGCAAUGCCUUGCAAAAGUAUUCCUACAAUAAAUUUCUUUUUUUUUUUUGUUAUAGAUUAAUAAAAGGAGCUCAGAAUUAGAGUCGAAAGGAAACUGAGGCAUAGUUUUAAAAAUAUUUCACAAUUAAAAUUAUGAGAAGUGUUGUGUACAUGUGUA